This is a messenger RNA of Brassica rapa (field mustard), 1445 nucleotides long. Its product is annotated as DJ-1 protein homolog F. Lineage: Eukaryota; Viridiplantae; Streptophyta; Magnoliopsida; Brassicales; Brassicaceae. The record is from RefSeq and is a predicted model, not a curated record.
CAUUGUGAUUAUUGGAACUUAUACUUAUAUAUAUAAUUAGUUGUGUGUGUGUGCUUGUCGUAAGAGAUCGAUCAUUAUGGGAUCAAUGGCUCAGAAGUCAGUUUUGAUGUUAUGCGGAGAGUUCAUGGAAGCAUAUGAGACCAUAGUACCUCUCUACUUCCUCCAAGCGUUUGGUGUUAGCGUCCACUGCGUUUCUCCUGGUCGCAAAACUGGCGACAAGUGCGUCAUGGCGGCUCACGAUCUCCUCGGCCUUGAGAUAUACUCCGAGUUGGUGGUCGAUCAUCUAACACUGAACGCAAACUUCCAUGAAGUCAUCCCGGAGCAAUACGACGCCAUCAUCAUUCCCGGUGGACGUUUCACGGAACUUUUGAGCACUGACGAGAAAUGCGUCAGCAUGGUGGCUCGAUUUGCUGAGCUUGGGAAGAUUAUUCUCACGAGCUGCCACAGCCAGCUGCUGUUGGCGGCGGCGGGUAUACUCGGCCGUGGAAUGAAGUGCACGGCGUUCGAAAGCAUGAAGCCUCUUAUCGAGCUCUCCGGCGGCUCGUGGUGGCAACAGCCCGGUGUCCAAACCCUUUUUGACAUUACCGAUUGUGUCAUGGACGGAAAAUUUAUUUCAACUUUGGGGUGGCCAACGCUUGGAAACACUCUCAGGGUUUUGUUAGAAUCAAUUGGCUCUAAGAUUACUUGCUGCAAGGAGACUCAGCCUUCUUUGCUAUUCUUGAUCGGGGAUUGUGUCGAAGAUUACAGUAUCAACGUACCAUUUAAAGCGUUUCAAGCUCUGGGAUGUAAAGUGGACGCAGUGUCACCUAACAAGAAGAAAGGUGAUAAAUGUGCUACCAUCGUUCACGACCUCGAGGAGGGAAGGCAACUUCCUACCGAGAAGUCCAGCCACAACUUCUAUGUGACUGUCGCCUGGGAAGAUGUCUCUGUGGAUGAUUAUGACUGCAUUGUGGUUCCGGGAGGAAGGUCGCCGGAGCUCUUGGUGAUGAACGACAAAGCCGUCGGAUUAAUCAAGAAGUUUGUCGAGAAGGGCAAGUUUGUUGCUGCCAUUGGAAUGGGAAACUGGCUACUUGCCGCUACCGGCGCUCUUAAGAAGAAGAGAUGUGCAAUUGGUUAUGGGACAAAGGUGGCUGUGAAGGUUGCUGGCGGUCAGAUCUUGGAAUCAGAGCAGUGUGUGACGGACGAUAAGCUGGUCACAGCCGCAACAACUUCUGAUUUGCCUGCCUUUGUGCAUGCAUUGUCGACUGCACUUGGUCUCUCUGUUGUAUUCUAAAGUCGAAGUGGAGGUUUUAAACGCACAAUAAUGAAUCUCAUUUUAACAUCUAGGUGAUGUUAUAAGCGAAUUCACUGGCAAACAAAUAAUAAACGUAUUUUUAGAAAUAAUGAUAUGUAUAUUUGCAUUCGAAUAUGUUUAGGAGAAUAAUGUGGAUGAGCAAGUCUUACAA